AAUUAGAUAUAAAAAAUAACAAAUAAUAGUAAAUUGUUCAAAUAAAAAAAAAAACAACAAUACAUACAUACUAUAGAUAAAUGUCCAAUUGAAUGAACAGAUGGCUAACGUUUAUAUACAUCCAAGCUGAUAGAAUAAAUUGAAACUCUCUCUAGUACUGAAAAAUAUAUUAUUACAAAAUAAAUAAUAUAAAUUAAAAUACUUUUAUUAUUUAAAGAUUUAGAGACAAUUUUGAAAAUCAAUCAUGUUUCAAAUAAGAACGGAAAUAUUAUUUUCAUCCAUUACAUUAUUAUCAUUAUAAAAAUUGAAAUAAUUUUCGGAAUUAUUUAUUAAUGAACAAAACAACCAAGAAAUAUUACCAAGAAAGAAAGUAAGAAACGCCAUUAGACAAAAUGGAGAAAAUGAGAGAACUGGGCUGGUAUUUAACAGAACAAGGCUUUAAUCUUGUAAGUGAAUGUGGUGCAGUAAAAGAUGUAUCAAAACUUAUAAAAAAAGCAAUUGAUUUUGAUUUGAAGGAAAUUGGGAGUGGUGAAGGGACAAUUAAUGAAGGAACUUUGAUUGUUCAGAUUCAAAAAAUUCGUAACGUUGCUGCUCCAAAAAAUUAUGAUGAUUCACGAGGAGGUGGUUCAGUACCCCGAAUGCUUAAAUUAUAUCUAACUGAUGGGAAAAAUAAUUAUCAAGGUUUAGAAAUUGAGCAUAUUAUGUCAAUUAAUAUUAACACUCCACCGGGGACAAAAUUUUUGUUGAAUGCGACAAAUAUUAUUAUGACACAUGGAAUGGUUUUAUUAAAGCCUGAAAAUAUUGCAUGUGUAUUGGGAGGAAAAGUAUCGAGUUUAAUUGAAAAAUGGGAAUUAAAUAAAAAACUCGCAUUACACACUCGGGCUCGAUCGUCGGAAGAAGGAGAGGGACCACCACCGUGGAUUCCUUUUGGGAAAAAAAUUAUUAAAGUUGCGAUUGAAAAAGAUAAAUCGUUAAAAACAAAGGAAAAUCAUCAAAAUAAAGAUAGUGAUUUUGAAGUUCAACGUCAGGAUGCUAUUGCUGAAGCAGCUCGUCAGGGUAAUAAAAAAGUUUUUGGUGGAGGAACUAAACAACUGUUGGAUCAUAGUGUUCAAAAAAUUGUUGAUUUAGGAUUUUCUGUUGAACAAGCAGAAUAUGCAUUGAAAAUAAAUCGUAAUAAUGUUGACAGAGCUUUAAAAUUAUUACAAAAAAAUGACAAUAAGCACAAUAAUUCCAAUAGAGAAUCCAAUCGAGAAAAUCGUGGAAAACGUUCUGAUAAAAAAUUGGAAGAAACAAAACCAAGUAGUGGAAAAAUAUCUCUAUUCGAUUUUCUUGAGGAUAAAUUACCAACUCAAAAUGCCGCUACUAGUAAAUCCUAUUCUACACUACAAAAUGUUAAUACAAAUAAUGAAAAUAGUAAUACUAAUAGUACCCAUGAUACGAUUUAUAAUAAUUUACAAACGGAUCGAAAUAGUUCAAAUGAGCAAUACCAUCAACCCAAAAAACCACCAUCUAAUAAAGGAAAUAACAGUGAAAAAAAAGUUCAUAAAACUGGACGUUUUCAACAAACAACGAUUGUGACACCUUCUUCUUUUUAUCAAUCCAAUGAUGAUGUUGAUGAUAAAUUACCAAAACAAACGAAUAAUAGGAAUCAUAAUUAUAAUACAGUUCACAACACAAACGUUUCAAGUGAUAAUAAUUCUCGUCAACCUAAACCACCAAGAUUUCAAAAGCAUCAAGAAUAUCAGUAUCAACAAGGUGAUAAUAAUUCCAAAAAAUUUUAUGAUCGUACAUUAAUACAAUUAAAUUCCGAUUGCAUUACCAAUAAAGUACCUUCAAAAAAUGAAAAACCUUAUAAUAAUCAAUCUCGUGAUCAAUUCACACCCAACACAAUUAAUAAAGUAAGUUUAUUUAAUAAAUAUAGUCAAUCUUUGCCAGGAGUGGAAGAAAAAAGGUUCGCAACUGGUGACGAUAAUUCAUUUUUUAAACCAAUUCAAAUGAAUGAAUCAUCUAAUUAUCAAAAAUUUUACUUCAAUAAUCCAACAAAUAAUGAUACUAAAAAAAAUGGUGAAGAAUGGAUUUGGAAAAAAGGAGAUAUAUGUAUGGCUAAAUAUUGGGAGGAUAAUAAAUAUUAUCAUGCGCAAGUUACUGCUGUGUCUGCUCGUACGUGUGUAGUACAAUUUAAAGAUUUUAAUAAUUAUGAAGAAGUACUUCAAAUUGAUUGUAUACCAUUAAUGACAGAUGAUGCCACUCGAAAUUUUAUGACAUCAUCUCAUGAUAAUCAUCAACUAUUACCAGGAAAACGAAAUCGUCCACCACGAUAUCACAAUAAAAAUUCAACUAGUAAUAGUAUAGAAUAUCGACGUAGUAAUGAUAGUGAUAAUUUUAAAUAUCCAAAUGAUACUACUAUAAAUGCUAAAACAAAUAAUUCUGAAAGAGGACAACAACAUCAGAAAAAACGUAUUCAGCAACGAAUAACUCAAGCUAUUUAUCAACCACCUGCCCAGAGAAGAUAAUGAUAAAGAUUUGACUACAAUAAUGGCGUAGUAAUUAAUGAACUUUAAACAGGAAAUUUUUUAAUUAUUAAAGUGGUUCUUUAUAAAUAAAUAACAAACCUGCCGUGUUAAUAAAAAUAAUACUCUCAUCAUUAAUUAAUUAGAUUUGAUGAUGAUUAAUCAAAUUAUUGAAAUUAUAUUAUUUUAUAUUAAUUUAUUUGUUUAUAAAAUGAUUAAAUACUCAUGUGAAAAAAAGAGGUUGUCAAUAUAAACUAGUCUUACAUAUGCAAAUUUACAAAUUUGUAGAAAUGUGGAUUCAUUUAAAACUAUAAAUAAACCG
Molecule: messenger RNA, 2832 nt
Organism: Chelonus insularis
Lineage: Eukaryota; Metazoa; Arthropoda; Insecta; Hymenoptera; Braconidae
Gene: Tdrd3
Product: Tudor domain containing 3
Exons: 4
Coding region: 393-2513 (706 amino acids)
Cellular component (GO): nucleus
Molecular function (GO): protein binding
Source: RefSeq, a predicted model, not a curated record